CAGGGGCCGGGGCCCAGCUGUCAGGCGCCGCCGCCGCCGCGCUGCUCCGCAGCUAGCGGCCCGGACGCCGCCGCGAGAAGAUGCGCCCCCGCUGCCCGCCGCAGCCCAGCGAGACGCGGAGCCGCCGCGCCCGGGGCCGGCGCCUCCGCUAACGCCCGCGCCCCCGCCGCGCCCCCGGCCCGCGCGCCCGCCCGGCAGCGACAAUGAGUGAACAGAGUAUCUGCCAAGCCCGGGCCUCCGUGAUGGUCUACGAUGACACCAGUAAGAAAUGGGUGCCAAUCAAACCUGGCCAGCAGGGAUUCAGCCGGAUCAACAUCUACCACAACACUGCCAGCAACACCUUCAGAGUCGUCGGAGUCAAGCUUCAGGAUCAGCAGGUUGUGAUCAAUUAUUCAAUCGUGAAAGGGCUGAAGUACAAUCAGGCAACACCAACCUUCCACCAGUGGCGAGAUGCCCGUCAGGUCUACGGCUUGAACUUUGCAAGUAAGGAAGAGGCGACCACAUUCUCCAAUGCCAUGCUGUUUGCCCUGAACAUCAUGAACUCCCAAGAAGGAGGCCCCUCCGCCCAGCGCCAGGUGCAGAAUGGCCCCUCUCCCGAUGAGAUGGACAUCCAGAGAAGACAAGUGAUGGAGCAGCAACGUCAGGAGUCCCUGGAGAGAAGGACCUCAGCCACAGGACCCAUCCUACCACCGGGGCACCCCUCAUCGGCAGCCAGUGCCCCCAUCUCAUGUAGCGGGCCUCCACCCCCACCGCCACCCCCAGUCCCACCUCCACCCACGGGGGCCACCCCACCUCCCCCUCCUCCACUGCCCACCGGAGGAGCCCAGGGUGCCAGCCACGAUGAGAGCUCCGUGUCAGGACUGGCUGCUGCCCUGGCCGGGGCCAAGCUGAGAAGAGUCCAGCGGCCAGAAGACGCAUCCGGGGGCUCCAGUCCCAGUGGGACCUCGAAGUCUGAAGCCAACCGGGCGAGCAGUGGGGGUGGAGGAGGAGGCCUCAUGGAAGAAAUGAACAAACUGCUCGCCAAGAGGAGAAAAGCAGCCUCCCAGACAGACAGGCCUGCUGAUAAAAAGGAAGAUGAGAGCCAAAUGGAAGAGCCUAGCACCUCUCCAUCUCCAGGGACCCGAGCGGCCAGCCAGCCAUCUAACUCCUCAGAGGCCGGCCGGAAGCCCUGGGAGCGGAGCAACUCGGUGGAGAAGCCAGUGCCCUCGCUGCUGUCCAGAACCCCGUCUGUGGCAAAGAGCCCCGAAGCUAAGAGCCCCCUCCAGGCGCAGCCGCACUCCAGGAUGAAGCCGGCGGGGAGUGUGAACGACGUGGCCCUGGAUGCCUUAGACUUGGACCGGAUGAAGCAGGAGAUCCUCGAAGAGGUGGUCCGAGAGCUUCACAAGGUGAAGGAAGAGAUCAUCGAUGCCAUCAGGCAGGAGCUGAGCGGGAUCAGCACCUCGUAGUGCCCUCGGACCCCGCCGCCGCCCGAGACACCCUCCCCCCGACGGCGGGAGCAGCGAGGAGCCCAGGCAGCCCGAGCCGCCCUGAAGCCCGGAUGUGCUUCACUCAAGUCUUAACCUGUGAUAAUAUUGAGGGGAAAAGUUCAAUUUCUGGAUUUUUUUAGAUUCUACCUGACACAGAACACCAGGUCUACUCGCCUUUUUUGUAUUUUAUAUUUGCCUAUUUAAGUGUACAUUUCUUUUGGUUUAUAGAGAAGACCCCAAAUCACGCGCUUCCUUAGAUGGUCUCCGAGUUCUCCCCUAGGUGGCGCUGUUGGCACCCAGGCCGGCAGUGGCAGCUGCGCACGCGCAUCCCUCCCCAGCGUCGUGGGGUCUGUCCGGCAGCGCGGUGUCUGUGUCCACGUGGUAAUAAACGCUUACUGUCCACA
Molecule: messenger RNA, 1870 nt
Organism: Manis pentadactyla (Chinese pangolin)
Lineage: Eukaryota; Metazoa; Chordata; Mammalia; Pholidota; Manidae
Gene: EVL
Product: Enah/Vasp-like
Exons: 14
Coding region: 204-1445 (413 amino acids)
Biological process (GO): positive regulation of actin filament polymerization; protein homotetramerization; actin polymerization or depolymerization
Cellular component (GO): cytoskeleton
Molecular function (GO): profilin binding; SH3 domain binding; actin binding
Source: RefSeq, a predicted model, not a curated record